This is a messenger RNA of Schizosaccharomyces cryophilus OY26, 1523 nucleotides long. RefSeq names its product S-malonyltransferase Mct1. Lineage: Eukaryota; Fungi; Ascomycota; Schizosaccharomycetes; Schizosaccharomycetales; Schizosaccharomycetaceae. Gene Ontology annotation, cellular component: mitochondrion. The transcript has a single exon. Gene Ontology annotation, molecular function: [acyl-carrier-protein] S-malonyltransferase activity. Bases 277 to 1245 code for a protein of 322 amino acids. The record is from RefSeq and is a predicted model, not a curated record. Gene Ontology annotation, biological process: fatty acid biosynthetic process.
GAAGGAAAUAACAAAUACUCAACUCUCUAAAUACAAUUACCAUUUACUAAAGCAUAUUUGCAUUCAUAAUUGUCAACUUAGAACUUUCAUAAGCUGGUGGUUUCUUUGAAUUUUUUUUGUAUUCUGUCUCUAGCGAAAUCUCUGCUUUUUAGAAAGAGUCAUUAUUGUUUAAUGCAAAAUUGGAGCUAUUUAUUCUAAAAAAACAAAUUGACAGGCUGCUCGGCGUGUCCCAUUGGAAUGAUCAGAUAAACAGCAACUGUCUGUUACACAAACAUAAUGAAGGCAGUUCUGUUUCCGGGUCAGGGUGUUGAAUGGCGAAGGUGGAUGCAACCGCACCUUUCUAACAAAAUUGUUGAAAAGAGUUUGAUCGAAGCCGAAGAAGUUACUGAAAUCCCUUUGAGAAAGUAUAUUCUGGACGCUAAGCCUGAUCAUGGUUUACCAAAAUUGAGUACAUUUAUAGCUCAGCCUGCCAUCCUUGCUUGCACCAUAGGACUUUUUCGUGCAUUUUUCCAACGAAAGUCAAAGCCUGUCCUUUUUGUAGGACAUUCUUUGGGAGAAUAUUCGGCACUCGUAGCUAGUCAAGCGCUACCUUUUCAAUCGGCACUAAAACUUGUUAUGGUUAGGGCAAGAGCAAUGGAUGAAGCUUGCCGACUUACUCAAGAUAAGACUUCUAUGCUCGCUUUAACUCUGUAUAAUCGAUCGACAUGUGCAAUUAAAUUUCAGGAAGACGUAAUCAAAGCAAAAAUGCCUUUUCCCUUGAUAGACAUUGCCAAUGUUAAUUCUUCCAGACAGAUCGUGCUUUCCGGAAACUACGAACAGCUUGAAACGCUUUCAACUUCCAUACAAUCCAAGUCAGUAAACCUUGGUAGAGUGCGAACAAAUUGGUUGGAUGUUGCAGGUGCGUUUCACUCCCAUUAUAUGCUUCCUGCGAUGGAACCAUUGGAGGAAGCUCUCCAAAAAACUGAAUUCCUCACACAGGAAACGGAGACGAGCUUUAUCUCCCCUAGCAAUGAGCUUCGACUGCCUGUUGUUUCCAACGUUACGGCCGACUUGUAUCCAAUUGAAGCUUCAAAAAUACGAAAGCUACUUCUUCUUCAGUGCGUAAAGCCCGUCCUUUUUUGGCAAAGUUUAUCUCGGCUGAAGUCUGAACAUGGGAUUACUCAAUGCUAUCCAUGCGGGCCUGGCAGUACAAUGCAAUCAUUGGCGAAACAAAAUGAGAUGCACGUCGAGGAGCAGCAUUAUUGAAUGCAGUUUAACAUGUUGGUACUCAUCUUGUUAUUUGUCGAAUCCAAAAGCAUCGUAUAAGAGCGUUAGUGUAUAAAUCUUUUGCAUACUAGAAAAAUCAUUUCUACAUAUCUAUAUAUUGUGAAAAUAGAAUGUUGAGCUCAAGCAUUCAAAGUAAUUACAUGGUUGAACAUACAUGUUUACAAAUCAAUUAUCAUUACUCCCUUACUAUAUACUAAUAAUACCGGAAGGAACAAUUUUGUCAAUACGUCCACUCAAUAAGCUAAUAUAUUUAGAGC